AUGAACAAUAUGUUGCACAACUUCCGAGAAACACUCUUCGGCGGCACACCACGGUCCCGCACACCGGCGCCCUUGGAUAUGAACGUGGAAAAGGUCCCGGCCACUGCGCCGCAGCGCAAGCGCAAUGCCGCCGAUGACUUUCUGGAUACCGCCUCGCGCUCGCGCAUCAAGCGGGGCUAUGGCAAAGCGUCGCGCCGCAUGUACGACGCCUCAAAGUCGUCGCCGCUGGAUGCUGUCUCGGCCGAGAGCUCGCGCUUGGGCUUUGUUAGGCGCUCUCAAGUUACAGUUACGGUGCCAGAGUCGCCGCACAAACCUACCGUCGAGUCCGCAGCCGACGACAGCAUCGUAGUCGCGAGCGACGCACAUGGUGCCCAAGACGAAGACGACGCAGACGAUGAUGUCGACGAGCCCGACGCGGCCAAUGACGUCAGCUUGCCCCCGCGCGCUGGCAGCAUCGAGCUCCUAAGCAGCCCGUCGCGCUCAAAUCGUUCAAGCGGGCUCCCGAAACGCGGAUCGGCCAGACUACCAACCCCGGAAGUCCUCGAGUCCAACCGUGCCCGAAAUUCUGCGACUGACGAAGCCGAGCAGAGCCGCCAAGUCUCGGAUGCACCAUCUGAGGCGGAAGAUGGCGAGGAUGGCAGUGGGGACAAGUCUCCUCGGCAAGAGUCUGAGCCCGCCAGUCCUGCCCCCACACCUGGACACGAUGGCAAAAAUAUAGAAGGAAACGAAGGAAACACUGCCCCGGACGCUAAUGACGAGGACUUGGGCGAGGAUGAGCCGCUUGAGGCCACCGCGCCGUCUCCCACAAAGGCCAAGUCGCCUCGACCAGCAUCGACUCGCGACGACGACGACGACGACAGAGAAGAAUACUCCGAAAUGCCCGAGGACGGCAUCGUUCUCCUGCAGCCCGACUCGGAGGCGAUGCCGAUAGUCCUGUACGACGACGUAAGCGACGAAAGGUACACCAUCCGGGCCAUCCUCAAACACCGACCCAACGAGCACGUCAAGCACGCGUUCGAGCUCCAGAUAAGCUGGGUCGGCUACAAGGAGCCGUCGUGGGAGCCCGAGCGGAGCAUCCAAGCCCAGGCCCCCGAGCUCCUCUACAAGUACUGGAGCGACCUCGGCGGGCGGCCCGAGACGGGUGCCUUCAGGGUCUUUGCGGUACUUAGGCACUGGACGGACCCCGGCGCGACCAGGGCGAAACGAGGUCGACCAAGCAAGGGAAAGCAGGCCGAGACACAGGCGCCUGCCGGUGAUCGCGCGACCACCGGCAGGAUCAAGACAAAGACCAAGUACGAGGUGCAGUGGGAGGGUUAUCCGAACGAGAAGCAGUGGAACUCGGUCGAGACCGACAUGCGCUUGUCAAAGAUAGCGCCUGAGGAAUUGGCCGUUUACUGGGAGCAUUUCGAGUCCCGAUCAAAGGGCGAAAAUACAGAGUAG
Messenger RNA from Pyricularia pennisetigena, 1440 nucleotides. RefSeq lists its product as uncharacterized. Bases 1 to 1440 code for a protein of 479 amino acids. NCBI's taxonomy places the organism in Eukaryota, Fungi, Ascomycota, Sordariomycetes, Magnaporthales, Pyriculariaceae. The record is from RefSeq and is a predicted model, not a curated record. The transcript has 2 exons.